AUGGUUAGCCCUGAAAAUGCCAAAUCCAGCUCUGAUGACGAGCAGCGGAUGGAGCUUGAUGAAGAAAUGGAGAAUGAAAUUUGCAGAGUAUGGAAUAUGUCAACGGAUGAGAAUGUGGCUUUGUUUCUCCAAGAAUUUAAUGCUCCUGACAUAUUUAUGGGAGUAUUGGCCAAACCCAAAUGUCCUCGAUUAAGAGAAAUAUGUGUGGGAAUUUUAGGUAAUAUGGCCUGUUUCCAGGAGAUAUGUGUGUCCAUCAGCAGUGAUAAAAAUCUUGGCCAAGUAUUCAGACCCUCCUACUCUGCUGGUAACAAGCAGGUUGUUACUUACUUGCCUUUCCCAGACAGAAGUGGCCAGUGUCUGGGUUGA
This is a messenger RNA of Rangifer tarandus platyrhynchus (Svalbard reindeer), 366 nucleotides long. NCBI's taxonomy places the organism in Eukaryota, Metazoa, Chordata, Mammalia, Artiodactyla, Cervidae. The record is from the annotation of a GenBank genome assembly.